AUGCAUUACUUACACUCAUAAGAGUAGAAAAAAAUGAUUCAAAGUCAUGCAAUUUAUUUCCAUUACCGGAGGAUUGUCUGGUCUAUAUGGAUUGAAGUCAUGCAAUUCAAUUAUUCAAAGAUGAAGACAGCGAAUGAGCUUCAACCUUUAUCAGAAAUACCCUCUCCUCUUUUAUGGGAAAUUCUAAGUAGGGUUCCCGUUAAGACAUGUUUAACUACUUGUAAGCUUGUUUGCAAGGAAUGGUAUCGUAUCAUGAACAGUCCAGAAUUCUCUUCUUUCCGCUGCCACUGUGGUGCAUCUCGUUUUAACCUCUUGUUUUAUAAUGAUUGGAGUGCUAGAAAAAACUUGGUUUUCAGUUUGGUUGAGAUUGGUAAGGCAUUAGAUCUUGAUGAUUUGGGUAGAUGUAUUGUGGGUGUUGAUCAUUUUAUCAAGGGUGAGCCAAUAGUUGAAUAUGGCUUAUGGUAUACCAAGUCUCAUUGCAAUGGGGUUGUUUGUUUCGCAAAUACAAAGGACUACUCCGUAUGCAAUUUGGUCACAGGCCAGAGUGUGAAGUUACAGAAUCUUCAUGAAUUGAAUAGUGAAUCUUGUUCUUUAUCUGGGUGUGAAUUGGGAUUCUGUCCGGUGUCAGGCAAAUUCAAGGUUCUCAUGAUCCUUAUGCACAAGGCGGAGAAAGUCUUUCUAGCAAAGAUACAGACUGUGGGUAACGGUGAAUGGAGGACUGUCGAAAAUGUACCCUUAAAGCAUCUUGGAGGCAGAUAUAUUUGGAACGGGUGUAGUCAUUGGCACGGUGACAACUGUAUAUGGUCUUUUGAAUUUGGCAAAGAAAAGUUCUUGCGAGUCCCAUAUCCUGAUGAUGUCAUGACUAAGGCCUAUCAGAAGAAGAACAAAAUGUUGAGCACUUUUGACUCUUGUUUAUGCUUGAGUUGUUCCAACUUGGACAAUGUGGCUAGUGUUGAGAUCGACAUAUGGAUUAUGAAAGAGCAUGGUGUGAAAGAUUCUUGGGUGAAACAAUUUGUCAUAGUGAGUGAUCCAUGGUGUGUGCCUCUGGUGCGUAUGGGUGAGAGAAAGAUACUUGUAACAAGUCGGUGUCAGUUGUAUUUAUAUGAUCCACUAACUCACGAUAAAAUGAGAGUGACGUUUGAGCGUAAUGGGACAAGGAUUGAUGCUCCACGGCUGCCGCCCAUUCUACUUGUUGCAAGUUUCUCAAGAUUUUAGAAAUUCAUCUAAAUACUCAUUCCUUAGUUUUAUUUUUUUUCUAAUUUACUUAUAAUUGCGACGAUUUUGUGCAUGCUUUGAAUGCCAGUUUGAUCAAUUGUUCAUUCUGAAACAAAACGGUACUCAUUUUCAAAUAAAUUAGUAUUCAUUCUCAUAUAAAAUAAAAUUCAUGCCAUAAAUAAUUUCUUUCUCUCCUUCGCCUCCGACUAGGGUUUUUAUCAGCACCGAGCAGCAGCUUCCUCGGUCUAGGAGCACCUCUCUUUUCCAAUCAGAUUAGACCUUUCCUUUCUCCUAUUCCGAUCAACGCAGCCAUUAGCAGCUUCUCUCGGCCAAGGAGCACCUCUCUGAUUCCUAUCGAUGCAGCUUCUCUCGGCCUGACCCGACCCGAUUAAACCUCCUUUCUCCUCAGAUUCCAAUCGAUGCAGCUCUUCUUCUUCUUUCUACUUACCGGUUGUACCCAAAAUUGGGUACAACCGGAUGUAUAAUAUAAUUUGCCGUAAACUAAAGAAACAAAGUCUAGGUUCAAUACUAAAAAUAAAUAUAAGACAAAUUUAAGUUUUUUGUUUGUUCAUAUCAAGGCAAGCAACAAAAUAGCUCUUUGGACUUAAUUAAUGAAAGUUGAUGGAAGUGGCAGUGGAGUCUCUUGAGGCCAGCAUUACAUAUUUUUAAAUUGAGGAAACUGCAUCAUCAAGCUUAUGUAGUAACACACUGCAUGCAAACUUGCCUUCCAAGAGGAGAAACCUAAAAGCCAUACCACAAAUAAUUAAUUGCAGUAGUACUGUACUUUACAACAAAAGGAAAUAGAAGAAAGAGUAAGUUACCAACAAAAUAACAUAUUAUUGUGUUCGGGUAUCAGCAUAUUCCUCAUCACUUUCACUCAUUGACAAAUAGCAAGACUUAAAUAUACUUGUUGGACCUUGCAACAUACAAACAAAACAUCAUAUUCUAAAAUAAAGGAAAGCAAUUGAAAGCUUGAAUGACAGAAAAUUAGAGUCUACUCGGUUCAAAUCCUUGUGCACGCAACCAAUCUUCAUAACAUGAAAGGGCAUCAACUGUUGUUGGGGAAAGAGAACUUCUACACGGGCUUAUUGUUUUUUUACUCAAGCUAAAUGCAGAUUCGGAAGGAACUGUAGAGAUAGGAACACUUAAUAGAUCACGAGCCAAUGCUGAUAUAGUGACAAAUCUAUUUGCAUUUUGCUUCCAAUAUUGUAAAAUAUUAAGGUCUUCUUUCAUAUUAAGUGGUUUUUCCUCCAAAUAAAGAUCUAGCUCAGACUUAGUUUCUGUCCUCCUUUUCUUGAUCAUAAAUUGAUACAAAUCUUCAUCAUCUGAUUCGCUAUUUAAUACAACUUCAGAUCUGAAACGAUUAGCCAACAUAUUUUCCCCAAGCUCAAUUGGAGUUUCACAAGACUCAAGAGACUUAGAACUGUACUCAUCAAGCAAUUCAACUAGAGUACUCUUAAUCUUAGCCACCAUAGUCUUACCAUAUUCUUCUCCAUACAGCUUCUUGUACAAAAAUCCAACUCCAUCUAGUUUUAAACGAGGAUCUAAAACUGAAGCACAUGAAAGAAUGAGAUUGUAAUC
Cuscuta campestris is the source of this 2796-nucleotide messenger RNA. NCBI's taxonomy places the organism in Eukaryota, Viridiplantae, Streptophyta, Magnoliopsida, Solanales, Convolvulaceae. The record is from the annotation of a GenBank genome assembly.